AUGUCUCUGGACUUCAGCCGCUUGGACCUCACGAACGGUGAUGCGCCGGAUGGUCAUAUUCGCAAGACGGCCGUCCAGACGGUGGCGGCUGUUUUCCUGCCUAUUGCGUCGAUUGCGGUGAUUCUGCGCUGCUAUGUGAGGGGGUGGCUGAUCAAGGGGUUUGGGUGGGAUGAUUGGGCGAUGGUGGUUGCGAUGUGUUUCUACGCGAUGUUUUGCGCGUGCAUGAUAGGCGGCACGUUAUACGGGACAGGGCAUCGGUUUGCGGUGAUAGAGCCGCAGGAUCGAGUCACGGCCAUGCGGUUCUGGUGGCUGUGCGAAAUCGCCUACUGCUUCUCGUCCGUCGGGUGCAAGAUCUCCGUCUGCAUUUUCCUGAUGCGCAUCACCAUCAAGCGCAUUCAUAUUUGGAUCCUCUACUCCGUCAUGGCCAUGACCGUCAUCACGGGCUUCGUCUUCAUGCUCAUCAUGCUGCUGCAGUGCACGCCCGUCGAGUACUUUUGGACGCGGACCGCCCUGGACCCAACGACCAAGGGCCACUGCAUCAACCACGAUAUUGUGAUCGCCAUGACAUAUGUGUACAGUGUGUUUGCCGGAACGUGCGACUUUACCGUCGGUAUCCUGCCGAUUUUCCUCGUCAGCAGCUUGCAGAUGCGCCGCAAGACCAAGGUCGCUGUUGUGGGCAUUCUCAGCAUGGCUUGCAUCGCCUGCUCCGCCGUAAUCGUCCGCAUCCCCUUCGUGCAAACCUUCUCUAACCCCGACUUCCUCUACGCAACCUUCGAAAUCGCAAUCUGGUCCAACGUCGAAGCCGGCCUCGGCAUCACCGCCGGCUCCCUCGCAACCCUCCGCCCCCUCCUCCGCCACUGGAUGGGCUCGUCAAACGACCCUUCCUAUACGCGCGGCACCCCCUCCCCCUUCCCCGGACGCUCAGGAUCCCGCCUCCCCGGCCUGAGCGGCGGCACAGGCCGCGACCGCGCCUUCCCCCUCGGCUCCCUAGACGACAGCAACCGGCUGCGUCCUGAUAAACUCGCGCUAACCGUGACGACCGUGCAGACGCAGCACGACCCCGAGGACCGCUGGCCUGUCCUGAGUAGCGGGAAUAGCAGCGAGGAGCGGCUGACGAGCGAGAAUCAACGGAAUGCGCAGGGGGGUGGUGGGGGUGGAAGGUCUGGAUCUGGGACGCCGCCGCGGGCGAGCUCGGAGCGGAAUGGCGGGCAUGGGCAUGGGCAUGGGCUUGGAGGGAUUCACCAGGUCAUUGAGGUGACGCAGACGAGCACGGAUUUGCGGAGCACGAGUGUCAAGGAGCAUGUUUAG
Messenger RNA from Aspergillus mulundensis, 1308 nucleotides. RefSeq lists its product as uncharacterized. The transcript is spliced from 5 exons. The record is from RefSeq and is a predicted model, not a curated record. NCBI's taxonomy places the organism in Eukaryota, Fungi, Ascomycota, Eurotiomycetes, Eurotiales, Aspergillaceae. The coding region runs from base 1 to 1308 and encodes 435 amino acids.